This is a messenger RNA of Leptomonas pyrrhocoris, 1158 nucleotides long. RefSeq lists its product as hypothetical. Bases 100 to 1158 code for a protein of 352 amino acids. The record is from RefSeq and is a predicted model, not a curated record. NCBI's taxonomy places the organism in Eukaryota, Euglenozoa, Kinetoplastea, Trypanosomatida, Trypanosomatidae. The transcript has a single exon.
AGCGCCUCUCAUUCACGUGUUCCGGCCCAUUGCGUUGCCCGCCUUCUAUAGCUUUACAGUUUUGUUUUUACUUCUUCAAUAUCGCAUUUCACGCAUACCAUGUCGCUUACGGUGGCCUCGCCUUCAGAGGACGAUUAUCCAGACGGAGAGGUGGUGGCCGCUCAGCCUGCUACGCUUGCAGCGCUCAUUCAGCAAUCCCUCGUGCAGGAAUACACGCAGGCGCGGCAAGAGUACAAGCAAGCGCACGCGCGGUACUCUGCCCGUGUGAAGCCGACCGUUCCGUCACGCUUCGAGCGGUAUUGCACGGGCGCCUUCCAAGACGUGCACUUCUACACCAGUGCGCCAGACCCCGUGACGUGCUGCGCUCCAGGCUGCACCCACCACACACACAAGGCCGGCCUUCGCGAGGUGAACGAUCACCUGCGACUCCGCGCGGAAGAGCGACUGAGUGCUGCACUGCCGCGGCGCACGUGUACUGGCGAUGAUGUAUUUGCUCUCCUUGUCACGCAGGAGGCGGCGGAGCUGUCGGACUUGUUCGAGCUAGAGGCGGCGGUGUUCAGGGAGCUCGCGUACGCCUACUACGACUACAUGUACGGACCAGCGGAUCGUGUCGCGGAGGCGGAGUCGCACUCGCGGCGUCAAUUGGAGGACGACUUCCAUGAGGCUUCCCAGACGCUGUUGAAGCAGCUGCAAGAGGAGACGUGGCAAGCGGAGCAGCGCUUGUUUUUGCGGGUGUAUGGCAUGUGCCCGGAGCUGCUGCCGCACCAGUCGCAGCUCCGUGCCGCCGCCCUCACCGAUGAAGUGCAGCAGCACAACCUCAGGUUGAAAAAUACGCUAGACUGCGCGGACGCGGUCCCGCUGUGGCAUCGCGCUUGCGUGAUACGUGGGGAGACAGAGAGCGAGGAGGACAUCAGCUUUCGCCGACUCGCAUUUGCGUGUCUAGUGCAAGCGCACGCUAUGGAGGAAGAAUACGUGGAGCGUGAUGCAGCGACGGGGUGCCUGCGGAGGACCAAUAAGCCGGUGCCAGCGUAUAUGCGAGACGCGGUGGACUACAGCUUGCGGUUUGAGCAUCUCGCGCUCGUGUGGAACGAGGAAACGGAUCGAAUGGCGAUUACCGACGCCGCCGAGGCAGCGCUCUCAGCCCAGUUAACUCCAUAA